Molecule: messenger RNA, 5488 nt
Organism: Rotaria sp. Silwood1
Lineage: Eukaryota; Metazoa; Rotifera; Eurotatoria; Philodinida; Philodinidae
Source: the annotation of a GenBank genome assembly
CCCUUAAUGGACUUAUCUCAUUUGUAUCAUUAUAUUUUUCGUGAAUACGCCGAUGAAAUUUAUGAAUUAAAUCUGACAUAUCGUUUACCAUUUUUAUACUAAUGUGAUAAAGUUACUGAUCUGUAUAUAUCGUAGAAUAGUACUAUAUGAAAUGAAAAAAAGUCAAUUUAAAAUUUACAAAAUAUGUUCAAAUUUUUUUCACAAGUCAUUGAAUAUAUGUAAAUACUAUAGCAAAACAUUUUGUAUCUGUGUAGUUAUAUAUCAUAGUUAUACAACGAAAACCAGACUUCAUCCCUGACAACUGUGACAAUAGAGUUGAAUUCAGUAAGUGAAAAGAACAAAAAGGCAUGCGUUCAAAAUCCUAUGUUGAAUCAUCAACCUCACCAGGAGAUGAAAAGAUAUUAAGCAAGUCUAUCUGCCAGAGGUUCAUCAUAUAAGAAUACUGAGAAACGUGGAAAUCGAAGAAAAAUUCUCAGUAAAGGAGCUGCCAUAUUCUUGGAUUGAAAUGGAGUUUGUCAGUCUUCCCUUAGGCACAUAGAUCGAAGAAAGAGCAAAGAAUUUUUUCACCAAACCACAUUAUAUAAAAAUGAAAAGAAUAAUAGUUCAACGGAAAGCAAAAGAAACACACAAUUCCAAAAUGAAGACCUAAGUAAGAAAACUUAAUUUGACCUUAAACCGCUGUUUUUUUAACAAAUUAUUUCAUGCACUGCAACACAAACGAAGACAAUCAAGUCAUUCAUUGAUUCCGCUUCGAUCGAUGGGACAGCAACUUCAGACAGUCGCAGUGACCUUACGCAAAACUAUCUGAAUCCACAGGAAGAUGCGAAUAAAUGUCUUUUAACAAGGAACUUAAUUCACUGAAAAAAAUUGACCCGAAGAGAAGCCAUCAUAUAGUACUAAAACGACCGUUGGUCAUCGCAAUCGCUUAAGACACUUCUACCAAUCUAGUAGUACUAUCCUCAUAACACAUCGAGACAAACAUCUUUACUAUUAAUCACAAAGAAUUAAAUAAAAAUUCUGGAACCUAAGUACCCCGUGCGUUUCGAAAAUGAUUGCACUUAUUGUAUUCAGUGGAGAUUAUAGUAGAAGAAUCGAUGUUGCUACUGUUGUGUUGAUCGACGAAAUGAAUUCAUCACACGUAAAACAGAUCUUUAUAUACCCGAAGGCGUGAGACACAACAACAACCUAGGAGAAACGACAACAAAAUAAUGGUCACGUCUCAUAUUUGCAAUUUCACGUUGAACUUUUAACAACUAUUUCUGAAAUUCUACUUUUUAACAGUCCUCUUUUUAUUAUAAGUAGAAUGACAACGUGUAUUGUGAAGCCCUGAAUAAGUUAAGAUACGUACAAACAGAAUUUCAUAUGUAAAAUAUUGUUUUUUAUGAGCCACUCAUGUAACAAUCACCCUUCAAAUCUUUAAAAAAAACAUUUGGUUUUGAUAUAAAUGAAAGCAAAAACUAUGAUAAUGAGAUAUGAUGCUCAUUUCAAUUUUCACGUCUUCUGCUUAUAUGUGAUAGUGACAUGCAUUAAUAAUAGCUUGUUGUCAUAUCAGAAAAAGAAAGAAAGCAAACAACAUAAAGUAGCACAUACUCUUCAUACCUAUUUUUGUUUUGAUGAGAUGCGACUCUACUUGAGCAACAACCUACUAAAUUAUUUACUUAUGACGAUUAGUAGCUAAUACCAAAUGUGCAACCAGAAGCUAUGCUUGAAUUCCUCAAUGUAGGUUAGAAAUGUUAUAGAGUGUAUACAAGUAGUCAUCAAUUAUUACCUAACAGUCGUUUAAAUCGCAAUAUCAUUUCGUAUUUGUCCUUCUUUCAUACAUCAAAAUAAAUCCUGUUUAGCAGACUAAGAAUUAAAAAUAAAUUUGUUAACUUGAUAUGCUUGUAGCAGAUGUUAUUUGCUUAACAUUUAGCUUUCAAAUGAGCAAAUAAAUAAUGAGUAUUUCAAAAGAAAUGAAAGAAUUAAUAAUAUUGGUUAAAGAAACCUUUAUAAAUGAAUAAUGCAGCUACUUUGACGAAGCGGCAGCGCUUCUUGUCUCUAUAUUUUUAGUUCUUCAGUAUAUUCGAGACGACAGAGGUUUUCUAUACAUCCUAAUCACAACAGGAGACUAUAAUUUCCUCAUCAAAAUGCUUAAAUUACAAAAAAUUAAUCGUUACAAGCACACUCGUACGUAAAAAGGUGACAGUCAUCUGCAACAAAUGGUACUUGGAAUGUGUCUUGCGUCAAUUUGGUAAAAGGAGAAUCAACUGACAUUAUCAUACAGUGUAACAAUCGGAUCUGAUGUCCAAUAAAACAGCAACGAUCCUCGCUGAUAUAUUGGGAGCCACAAAGAGGCACUGUGUAAAUCCAUUGAUGCAUUCAACGAAAAGCCUUUCAGAAGCACAAAUAAUCCACAAUAUCAUAGAAACAAACACUAUUGAAUGCAGCGAUUUCGUACUGAAUGCUCAGAAUAAUAAAAUAGUAUUCUUGGAGACAUACAAGAACAUUGCAACAGACAUUUGAAAAGUCUCAAAUAAUGAAACCCAUACUGAUAGAUUGAAGGUGUGAACAGAAAAGACGAAAAUAGCUCCGAUCCGAAAAAAAGAGAACAGAAACCGUUAUUCAUAAGUAUCAUGAAUGCCGAAACCUAGUACCAAAAUGAAGAUGUCUAGACACCAUUCGCAACCUAAAAGUAGAAGAAACCAUGUGAGCAAUGUGAUUCAAAUGCAAUUGAAUACAGAGGGAAAGCAGAUUGACCUAUUUCUUUGUCAUAUAAAUCAAACUGCAGCGCUUACCUUUUGAUAUUCAGCUAUCGGCCUAGCCGAAAUAAUUCUCAAAUAUUGAUGAUGUGCUAAAAAUGAAAUGAUUAGUACAGAAAAAUGAAGAGUUAAUUUAAUCGACCCGUUUCGUAUCAUUUAUCGAAAUAUGGAAACACUGAUAUUUGUUGUUUGCCCAAAGCAGCGAUGCAUGAAGAUUUUAGACAGACAACAAAAAAGAAAUAUUAUUCUGAACUUAAUGCUUCAUUUGCUGGCAAGAAACUGCCUACCAUUCUUCACUAUGUCCGAUACUGAACGACAAUAGUAAAUAGUUUUAUUGGCGAUACCUUUUCAACUAACUUCGAUCCAUUCAACUUACUCAUAAACUACUGUACAAUCUUGUCUUUAUCGAGAUUCAUUCCCUAUGGCGUAACAGCAGUGCCAUUAGGCAACACUAAACAUAAAACUCCCAAUUACAUUGCACUCUUAUCUCUAAAGACAUGACAGCAAAAAAGUGAAUUCAUCUUGUACAGAUUGCAGCUCAUUUCUGUGCAGCCAACCAUUACAUGACGAGAGACUCAUUUUUAUUCAUAUACAUCGCCUCUUUCGAGACUUAUACGAGACUUGAAUCGAUAACCCACCAGUGCUUACAGGCUUCACUUCUACAGUUCGCUCAGCGAACGCUUUCUACCCAUGCUAUUUACACUAUUGACUGUGGCAACCUUUGAAAGUCCACAGACGCAUUCAGAAUAUGCACUUCUACUAUUCGCCUUACACUUACACUUUCUUAUCAUACAGUUCAGAAAAAAGCAGAAGAAAAUUAUGACAUUCAUCAUAAUACUACUUCCAACAUCAAUCAGCAAGUUGCUAAAAAGACAAAACAAUCAAAGCGUCCCACACAUGCGAUUAUCAACCAGCACCCUAGAUGCUAAAGGAAGAAUCCGACAAACUCAUCCAGAUACAAAGGCAGUGAAACCAACGUCACAAACGAAAGUCAUGCCAAAGCAAAUACCACAAAGCCAACAAAAUACAUUUACAUCAGCACUAUACGACUAAAACCUGAAAAACCCGACCAAAAACCGGAGCCAACCUCCUUCGCGUCGGUAUCCACCCGCGGUCACUAAACCUCAAACAUCGCCGAUCAAUCCAAACUGGGCAAAAACAUAUCUUCUCUAGAAAACAGGUGUCACGUGACCGGGUAAAAAUCUUACACAUGAAAAAGUUUUUGAUCAUCACCUUCAAGAACCAGUCUCAAAACAUCCGAAAACAGAGGAGACAUACCAUCUAAAAAUUUUUUCGCAUCUCACCUACUAACAUGUGACAAGAACCCAAAAACCGGCAGAAAAACGCAAAUAACUCUGAAACGAAAGCGGCUAUCAAAAAUUCUUGGAGAGACGAACCUCCUAUUUUUUCAAGCUCUUUCCAAUCAAACCAAUCCGAACAUCCUAAACCUCAAAAUAACGAAAGGUCAUUGAAUACUUUGAAAAAAAACUCGAAGUCCUUUGCACAAAUUAAAAAAGAUUAGAUUGCACAUGAAGAGAUGUCGCCUUGAAACAAAUGAACACUUGUUACUCUUGCACAGUUAAGUAGAAAAACGUUGAAUUAUAAUAUUUAUCACGGCUUGCAACGGACAUUCAAACGCCGUAUCUCUGGCGCACAUAUCGCAAUAGUGUGGGUGCCAAGAAUGGAGUUUCAUUAAGAAAGCGUGAUACUUAAUGUGGGGUGGAGAGUACCCAACUCCGACUCCCUAAAAUUCUUGUCAAGAUACACCUUUAGGAAUAUCUUUAAAAUGGCGACUGUGAUCAAAGACCAACAAUAAUAGAAGAUACAGUGAAUAAAUUAGGCAAAAACUCUCUACAAAUCGAAACGGAUGAACUUAUUUAACAUUUAUGUAUGAUAGCUAUGAUUUAUUUACUAAAACAUAUAGAAACAAAUGAUAUUAUAUCACCAAAUACUAAUUCUCAAAUAGAUAUGCCAUCUUUCACCAUAUGUUUCUAUAAAAAAUCUAGUAUUUUAAUAGUUUGAUUCAAUAUACGAUUAUUUUUAACGUACCUUCUUACACAUACAAUAUUUAAAUCUUAUGCACUAUAUUGAGUAACACAAACUAUUCGAAUAUGCAAUCAAACAUUUGAAAAAUGAUCUGUAAAUUCAUAUAUAUUUCUCACUGAUACAAUUUUUAUAUUAUUAUGAUGGAAUUCAAUUGCUAUAUCAAGUGAACUUGAUAAAAGAGCAGUAGAACAUCUAUUAGAAUAUAUAUUUGUUAAUGCUCUAUAUAAAUCAAUAUCAGAUCCGGAUGUAAAAUCAAAACAUAAUGGAACAGUCGCUUAGCAUUAAUUGGAAUACUAUUAGCUAUUUAUAUAUUAGCAUAUAAUCAAAUAAAUGAUUAAGAAUAAAAAAAUUUCCUUUACUAUUAAAUUUCAAUGGGACAUUAAAAAAUUUAGCCAUAGUUAUUCACUGGCUAUCGUUAUAGUUGAAGUAUGAAGUCGAAGGAAAACAAAUUUCUUGCUUUUUUCCCUAAUAUUAAUAAUAAAUAAUUUUCUUUUGAAGUAUUUAAUUAGGUAGUAAAAUAUUCUUUGACACUUCCCAUGGCCUAUUUGGCAAAUAUGUUAUAUCAAUCGGCACUUAUUCGUCAUCCAUUAACUACUUGUCUGUUUACUAUAACUCGUUAUCUCAUAGUUAUAGCAGAUUUUCUAAUAGCGAAUACAAUGGAUCCAUUACUUGAAUAUCAUAAUCAAAAUUAUUGUACAGUUUGA